This is a messenger RNA of Pestalotiopsis fici W106-1, 531 nucleotides long. RefSeq lists its product as uncharacterized. Bases 1 to 531 code for a protein of 176 amino acids. Gene Ontology annotation, cellular component: endoplasmic reticulum-Golgi intermediate compartment; Golgi apparatus; endoplasmic reticulum. The transcript has 2 exons. The record is from RefSeq and is a predicted model, not a curated record. Gene Ontology annotation, molecular function: glucosamine 6-phosphate N-acetyltransferase activity; monosaccharide binding. Gene Ontology annotation, biological process: UDP-N-acetylglucosamine biosynthetic process. Lineage: Eukaryota; Fungi; Ascomycota; Sordariomycetes; Amphisphaeriales; Sporocadaceae.
AUGGCGGAACAGGGUCUCUUCUCCUCAGAUCUCAUCUGCCCCGAUGUCGCCGCAGCCCUGCCCGAUGGCUACAAGAUUCGAGCGCUCGAGCGUAGCGAUUACGAUGCCGGUUUCCUCGACUGCUUGAGGGUGCUGACGACCGUCGGUGACAUCAGCAAGGAGGCAUUCGACCAGCAAUAUGAGUCGCUAAAGAAGAAGAGCGAUGUGUACUACAUUCUAGUCAUUGAGGACUCUAGCAGCGGCAAGCCUGUGGUCGUGGGAACUGGCGCCGUCGUUAUUGAGCAGAAAUUUAUCCAUGCACUCGCAAAGGUCGGCCAUAUUGAAGACAUUGCAGUGGCCAAGAACCAGCAGGGCAAGAAGCUGGGUCUGCGCUUGAUCCAGGCGCUCGACUUCAUCGCCGAGAAGGUCGGCUGCUACAAGACGAUUCUCGACUGCAGCGAGGCCAACGAGGGCUUCUACGUCAAGUGUGGCUUUAGGAGAGCCGGCCUGCAGAUGGCUCACUACUACGAAGAAAAGAGUAAGACCCACUGA